Messenger RNA from Cylicostephanus goldi, 1725 nucleotides. The record is from the annotation of a GenBank genome assembly. Lineage: Eukaryota; Metazoa; Nematoda; Chromadorea; Rhabditida; Strongylidae.
AUGUCACUUAUCCUGCUCAGGCGACUUCUACAAAAUCAAUGGGAUGAGUUCAAAGAAGGCCUUGGUGAUAACUCAGAAGCUUUCUUCCAACAGCUACUGCAUGGCUUUGCUAACGAGACCGACUUCGGGUUCCGAAAAAAGAUGUUAAUGGUUAUAGCAGAGGUGGCUCGAAAUACUAUAGGUAUAAAGCAAACUUCCAAUGAAGACACGGGUAAACAAAAAUGGCUUGGAAUAAUUCAGCUUCUAAAACACUGUAUGGGUAGCGACAAAUCUGAAGAUCUCCUUUGCGUCGCUCUAGUGCUUGAAUCUGUACCGAACGUAUUUGGCUCCGAUUCCGAUCAGUAUAUCGGUGAUAUAAAGAAGUGCUUCUCCGUUCUCUUCAAGGAUUCAAACUCUACUGUCCGCUCAGAUGCUCUUAGGUGCUUUGUAACUUAUGUAAUAGAAAAUGACGAUGAUGAACGUUUGAUCAAAGAAAUGUCACCCUUAAUGCAUCAAGUUGUGGAGGUAAGGUUUUUUCUUCAUCCUCUCUGCUAUAUAAUAUCGCUGAUCAAGGUCUGCCGUUAUACUUGUGUCAAUGAAGACGGUGGAGAUGAUGCGCCGCUGCAGUGCUUGGCCGAGUUAGAGUCGGUUGCACCCAAGCUUGUCAAUCCACAUAUGGCUGAGAUCUUGGAGAUGUGUGUUGGAGUAAGUCAUUCUGGUUUCACUCUACAAAAUAUCCAUGUAUCUGCACAAACUAUGAAUACCAUUCAGUGCGUCCUCAAUACUGAAAAGGACGAGGCUUUCCGCCAUUCCGCCACAGAAGUUCUAGCGACGAUCUGCGAGUGCUCAACGGCUGUGCUCAAAAAGCGUCAUGCUGCUACCAUUCCUUUCAUCUGUAAGUUGUUGGGAUCACGAUUUGAUUACCGUACAACACCGCUCCGCUUCGCCAUAAAAGCUGUGCUCCUGCUUAUGACUCAUUUGACAACUGAGUUAGACGAAUGGUUGGAGGUUGAUGACAUUGAUGCUGAAGACGACGAAGAAUCCGUUGCUGUGGGAGAGUCCGCCCUUGACAGAAUAUCUUGUGCUGUCAAUGGGAAAGCUUUGCUUGGACCAUUCCUCAGCCUAACAGAUAAAAUGCGCCAUUCUGAGGACUGGCGAGAGCGUCAUGUAGCUUUGAUGGGAUUCUCGGUCAUAGGUGAAGGAUGCCAAAGAACAAUGGAGCCUCAUAUCCAAGAUUAUCUUCGCGAGAUUGUACCCUUCCUAAAUGACAAGCAUCCCCGCGUUCGUUAUGCUGCAUGUAAUGCUAUAGGGCAAAUGUCAUCGGAUUUCGCUCCAACGCUGCAGAAGAAAUGUCAUGAAAUGGUGAGUUUCAGAUACAAAUGUGUCCUUAUUUUUCCUCCAGUGUUUGACUCUGACGUGGUUCCGGCACUGAUGAAUACAAUGAUGGAUGCUUCGUGCGAUCGUGUUUCUGCUCAUGCAGCUGCUGCCCUCAUCAAUUUUUGCGAAGAUUGUCCUAAGCAGAUUAUUUCUGCCUAUCUCCCGGCCAUAAUGACUGGUUUGGAGCAGUCUUUGGGGGUUGCAUUCCAGCGACUUCAAAAUGCUGGAAAGAAGCUAUGCUGCGAGCAGAUUACAACCGCAAUUGCAUCCGUGGCUGAUGCUGCACAAGAUCUAUUUAUUGACUUCUAUGAUCGUCUUGUUCCUCAGCUGAAGUUCAUACUCGUGAAUUCUACUGGCGACGACUAUAAG